Nerophis lumbriciformis (worm pipefish) is the source of this 492-nucleotide messenger RNA. The record is from RefSeq and is a predicted model, not a curated record. NCBI's taxonomy places the organism in Eukaryota, Metazoa, Chordata, Actinopteri, Syngnathiformes, Syngnathidae.
AUGGAAGGCGCUUGUCUUUUCGGGACCGCUCCUCGUCCUCACGAGUAUUUGAACAUUAGCGAUUUGCCCGAGUUGCGGGACUGGAGGAACGUCGGCGGAAGCAACUACGUCACCGCCACCCGCAAUCAGUACUGCGGCAGCGCAAUGGCAGAUCGCAUCAAUAUUAAGCGGCGAGUAGCGCGGCCGUCCGCUUACCUGUCCGUACAGCACGUGGUGGACUGCGCGCAGGCCGGUUCUUGCCACGGCGGGGAUAACGUCAACGUUUGGGAGUACGCCGUCGCCCACGGCAUCCCGGACGAGACGUGCAAUAACUACCGGGCCAAAGACCGAGGUGAGGCCCUUCACGAGCGCGGCACCUGCACCACCUUCAGCGUGUGCGACGUGUUGAAGAACUACACCCUGUGGAAAGUAGCCGAUUACGGAGCGGCGAGCAGAAGGGAGAAGAUGAUGGCAGAAAUCUAUGCCAGAGGACCCAUAAGUACCCUGGCGUAG